ACUCUGUCUCAAAAAAAAAAAAAAAAGUCCAGAAGAGGUAGAGAGGCGCUCAGUGAGGACCCAAGCAAAGCACCCAUGUCCUGGCCACCCUCCCUCCUUGCACCCGUCUCCUAACAUGAUGUCUGCCAUAGAGAGAGAGACUGAAAGAGCCCUUUCAUGUCCCCAGUGGUGUGAGCAAGAGUUUGCACCUAAGACUCUUGUCUCUGUGAAGGGCUAUACCCAAGCUGUGAUUCUGGCCACCAAGAGACCAGCAAGGGAGGUUCUUUCUCCACUGAGGGCACUCGUCAGAGUCCAGCGUGGGGGCCCACAGGCCCCAGCCUCUAGGAGCCGCCGGGUUUCCCCCAUGGCGCUUCCCCCAGCGGUACCACCACUCACGGCUUCUUUUGCCUGCAUUUCCCCAGCAUUUGUUUGUCGGGGUUCCUGAGGCUCAAGUGAGCAGCUGCGGGGGAGGGAAGAAGGGAUGGUGGCAGUGGUCAGCUCUGCCCACGACACUGUGCUUUGUAGGGGUGGCGAUAAAGCUGGUCACUCCAGAUUCCAAUCAGAGCACGCAGAAGAGGAACUGGCGUUGCUUCACUGGCCAGGGCGGGUUGGUCAGUGCCAACCAGUCCUAAAGAGGGACACUGCCCCAGCCCCAGGUGAAGCAGAGCCCGUCCCCAGGAGCCCCCAGCCAGAGGGGAAGAACACAGCCCACCUCGGGAGUCUCCAGCCUGAGAGGGAAAACGUGACCAAGCCCAGGGCGGCGUCCAGUCUGAGGGGGAGACACGACCCCAGCCAGUAGUCUCAGCAGCCCCAAUUCCGAGGCGAGGAGCCACAUUCCUGCCAUCAGGACCGGCAAAGCUGAUUUUCACAAACCAAGUCCAGAAUUUUUCGGUGGGGACGCGGCCCACUCCGCGGGGAGAGAGGGCACAGCGGUCCCCCGGUGCUCAAGCAGCAACGCCGAGCCGCGCUGGGCGGAGGCUGUGGGGCUUUUCGUCGCAGGCGGCUCCGCUCCUCGGCCCUGUGCGCGCAGGGAUGGGUGCGCAGGGGCGGCGCGGGGGCGCCCUUUGCAGCCGGCCGCCCCCUCCCCCAGCCCCGCGGGCUUUUGCACACGACGCGCGGCGGGCCGCUUCACACGGGGUGGCGAGGGCCGGAUAAAGCGGGCGGGCGCGGGGUGCAGCGGCGGGCGCCGAGACGCAGGACUCAGGAGCGCUGGGCGCGCGGGACCCUCCCGGUAGGCGGGUGCACGUGGCGGAGCGUCCCGCGCGCAACUUCCAGGGUGCUUGGCCGGGCCCUGGCACGCAGCUUCCCGCAGCCAGCGCGGGGCCGCAUGGAGGGCAUGGAGAAGCAGCACCUGUUGGACACCAGACCCGGAGCCCGGUCAUACAUGGGAACUGUGUGGCAGGAUGGGGCUGGCUGGAUCCCUGUGCCUGGACGUGGCCUGGACUUGCAGGCCAUUGAACUGGCUGCCCAGAGCAACCAUUACUGCCAUGCCCAAAAGGGUCCUGGCAGUCAGGGUGACCCCAAGAAGGAGCGGGCCCGGCGCCAGCUCUAUGUGGCCUCCGCCGUCUGCCUGCUGUUCAUGAUCGGAGAAGUCAUUGGUGGGUACCUGGCACACAGCUUGGCCAUCAUGACCGAUGCAGCCCACCUGCUCACUGACUUUGCCAGCAUGCUCAUCAGCCUCUUCUCCCUCUGGAUGUCCUCCCGGCCAGCCACCAAGACCAUGAACUUCGGCUGGCAGCGAGCUGAGAUCCUGGGAGCCCUGCUCUCUGUGCUGUCCAUCUGGGUCGUGACCGGGUUACUGGUGUACCUGGCUGCAGAGCGGCUGAUCUCCGGGGACUAUGAGAUCGAGGGGGGCACCAUGCUGAUCACGUCGGGCUGCGCUGUGGCUGUGAACAUCAUAAUGGGGUUGAUCCUACACCAGUCUGGCCAUGGGCACAGCCACGGCCAUGCACACAGCCAUGACACCAGCCAGCAGCAGGAGAACCCCAGUGUCCGAGCUGCCUUCAUCCAUGUGAUUGGAGACUUUCUGCAGAGUGUGGGCGUCUUGGUGGCAGCCUAUAUUUUGUACUUCAAGCCGGAGUACAAGUAUAUAGACCCCAUCUGCACCUUCCUCUUCUCCAUCCUGGUCCUGGGGACAACCUUGACCAUCCUGAGAGAUGUGAUCCUGGUGCUGAUGGAAGCCCCUGUCCCCGCCAUCCUCAGGCACCCCCAAGGGCGUGGACUUCACAGCCGUGCGGGAUCUGCUGCUGUCGGUGGAGGGGGUGGAAGCCCUGCACAGCCUGCAUAUCUGGGCUCUGACUGUGGCCCAGCCGGUGCUGUCUGUCCACAUCGCCAUUGCUCAGAAUGCAGACGCCCAGGCCGUGCUGAAGACGGCCAGCACUCUCCUGCAGGGGAGGUUCCACUUUCACACCAUGACCAUCCAGAUCGAGGACUACUCUGAGGACAUGAAGGACUGUCAGGCAUGCCAAGGCCCCUCGGACUGAGACAUGGACAACCGGGGCAUGGACAGGACCUACAGGAGGCGGGACUGAGUGUCCCCCAGGCCCAGCCAGGACUCUGCUGACCCUGCCUGCAUUACAAACAGGGUCCCCCUCCUGACCUCAGCUGCCCUGCUCCAGUAAUAGGCUCUUCCUAGCCUCCCCGUCUGACUACAGCCGACCCUGGGGCAGGGACUUGGCAGGCAUCAAGCUAGCAUGGCCCCACUCCUCCAGCUCCUGGGUCCUGGCAGGACUGUGUUUGGGCUAAUGCUGUCCUACCACCCACAGUGGCAAAGGCAGUGUGGCACAGUGUGGGACAGCAAGAAGGAAGGUUGGCCUCGGUGCUCCCUCAUUUCCUGUUUGCAGCUUGUCUGGCCUUUGCCUUAUGAGUGUGUAAAGAAGCUCUGAGCUGGGCGUGGUGGUGACACCUGUCAUCCCAGUUACUCAGAAGGCUGAGACAGGAGGAUCAUUUGAGCCCAGGA
This is a messenger RNA of Microcebus murinus (gray mouse lemur), 2938 nucleotides long. Lineage: Eukaryota; Metazoa; Chordata; Mammalia; Primates; Cheirogaleidae. The record is from RefSeq and is a predicted model, not a curated record.